This is a messenger RNA of Myotis daubentonii (Daubenton's bat), 1189 nucleotides long. RefSeq names its product forkhead box L3 (gene FOXL3). Gene Ontology annotation, molecular function: RNA polymerase II cis-regulatory region sequence-specific DNA binding; DNA-binding transcription factor activity, RNA polymerase II-specific. The record is from RefSeq and is a predicted model, not a curated record. Gene Ontology annotation, biological process: anatomical structure morphogenesis; regulation of transcription by RNA polymerase II; cell differentiation. NCBI's taxonomy places the organism in Eukaryota, Metazoa, Chordata, Mammalia, Chiroptera, Vespertilionidae.
GCGGGCGCGCCAGGAUGUUCGACAGCUCGCAGUACCCCUACAACUGCUUCAACUACGACGCCGACGACUACCCGGCCGGCAGCGCGGACGAGGAGAAGCGGCUCACGCGGCCCGCGUACAGCUACAUCGCGCUGAUCGCCAUGGCCAUUCAGCAGAGCCCGGCGGGCAGGGUGACGCUGUCGGGCAUCUACGACUUCAUCACGCGCAGGUUCCCCUUCUACCGCGCCAACCAGCGCGCCUGGCAGAACUCCAUCCGCCACAACCUGUCGCUCAACAGCUGCUUCGUCAAGGUGCCGCGGGCCGAGGGCCCCGGGAAGGGCAAGGGCAGCUACUGGACGCUUGCGGGCGGCUGCGCGUCUCUGCGGGACCUGUUCGAGGACGGCAACUACCGGCGGCGGCGCAGGCGGCGCGGGGCCACGCGCGAGGGGCCGCGGGGGGCUCGCGCGGAGGGCGCGGGGGGCGCGGAGGGGCCGGCCUGCGCCCCCAGGUCCCCCGCCCCCCGCAGGGAGUCCCCGCCCCCCGCCGGCCCCGCCCCGGGGAAGGCGCCGCACAAGGACAUCAAGUUCAGCAUCGACUACAUUCUCUCCGCCCCCGACCCCGUCCUCAAGCCCAGCUCGCCCCGCGGCCGGCAGGGAGCCCAGCCCACGAGCCUCCACUGCUGGACCCUGUGAGGGGCCGAGGCUGCCCGCUCCCCGCGGGGCUGCCUGGGGUCUUCGGGGUGAUUUCAGUCCCACAUCGAGCCCAGAAGCCAGGCGCUGCCGGCACCUUACAAACCUGCGGGCGCGCUGGGUCUGAAAGGAGCCUGGGUUGGAGGGAAGCGGACCCGGGGCAGGUGCACAUCGCAUCGCAUCGCAUCGCGGUGCUGGCUCGGCCUGCAGAGCCAGGUUCCCUGCUGCGCCUAAGGGUUUGGUCUGUCCGUCCGUCCGUCCGCACAGGGAAUGGGAACAGGCCCUGGGUCGCUCACUCGGUCACAGGUGGUCACACCGGGGCUGCCAGUUGCUCUCUCGGUGAGAGUCAGUGCGCAUCUCCUCGCAGGAGACAAGUCACAACAAAGUGCAAACGCGGACCCCAGGUACUAAUGGCCCGACUGCGGCCCAGGUUCUGGGUGCCCCUGUGAGGGACAGAUACACCUUCGGUUGUGGGCAGAAAAUCUGGUGAUUGUCUAGGACGUUCCAUGCACUUUUUUACA